This is a messenger RNA of Cryptococcus amylolentus CBS 6039, 790 nucleotides long. RefSeq lists its product as hypothetical. The transcript is spliced from 3 exons. The coding region runs from base 124 to 549 and encodes 141 amino acids. Gene Ontology annotation, cellular component: cytosolic small ribosomal subunit. Gene Ontology annotation, molecular function: structural constituent of ribosome; RNA binding. The record is from RefSeq and is a predicted model, not a curated record. NCBI's taxonomy places the organism in Eukaryota, Fungi, Basidiomycota, Tremellomycetes, Tremellales, Cryptococcaceae.
AAGGUAAAUUCAAUCCCUGUAUACAAGUGGCCCCGACUAACCCUUCACAGGCAGCGGCACGUAUCAAGCAAACACUCAAUCCCCAGACUUCAUCAAAAAAGUCCCAAAAACCACUCCUCCACAAUGAUCAUCACCAAGGAAAACCGCAGGGCCAUCUACGAGUACCUCUUCAAGGAGGGUGUUCUCGUCGCCCCCAAGGACUUUAACCGACCCACCCACCCCGACAUCCCCUCCGUCCGAAACCUCGAGGUUGUCAAGGCCAUGCAGUCCCUCAACUCCAAGGGCUACGUCAAGACCCAGUUCUCUUGGCAGUGGUACUACUACACCCUCACCGAGGAGGGUCUCGCCUACCUCAGGGAGUUCUUGCACCUUCCUUCCGAGAUUGUGCCCAACACCCACGUCAAGCCCGUCACCAGGGCCCCCGCCAGGACCGGCGGCCAGAGGGAGGGUGCCUACAGGGCCCCCCGAGGUGACAGGGAGUACAGGAGGAAGGACGAGGGUGGAGAGGAGCGACCCCGAUUCGGUGGUGUCGGCCGACCCUCCGCUUAAGCGGUUACCCCUAGGGUACUGUUAAAGGAUCGAGAGGCAGUGAGGGGAUGAAAACGAGUGUUGGCGCGGAGAGCAUGGGAGAGCAAUUCGUUGGGAUUUCAUGCAUUGACCCGUAGCCGCUUGACCUAUUCAAUGGAACGCCGAACAGAAGCAGAGGUGUAACGCUGACUCGAGACUCCUUUGGACGGUCGUGUACGAUUCAUGCCUGUUGGAGGCCAGCAAAUUCGAUCGAGUCAGAGCG